AUGCCCAUCGUCAAGCGCAAGCCGGUGCAGCCGCAGGGGGUGCCUGCCGCGCUGCUGUCAGCGUACACGGAGCGGAAGGAGGACCGUGCUGUGUUUUUUCUCGCAGCGACGGGCGAGGUGUUUGAGGAGUACGAGCCGUAUGCCGCGCGGCUGAGCUACUAUCACCAGCGCAUCUUUCAGUGCGAGUUGUCGGGCAAGUCGAAUCUGACGUUUUUUGAGGCGGCUGAGAGCGAGGCGCAGCACACGCGCGCGAUCCAGUCGCAGUUCCCCGACGCGCUCAAGGUGCCUGUGCUCCGAGCUGCGCAGUUCCAGACGUGUGGGCGCCUGACGGAGCUGGUCGAGCGCGUGUAUGAAUGCAUGCGCCAGCGCUUUUUCGUGGGCGAGGAGGUGUCGGUGGAAGAUGGCGCUCGCAAGCUCGGCAUCGUGCGUGGUGGCUCGUGCCCUGCGCAUCCGGAUCGGCCCCUGCAUGCCGACUUGCAGGCAGGCGACGAGCCGCGGGACGAUGCGCCGCACACGUAUACCUAUACCAUCGAGCUGCCGGCCUCGCAUACGCGCCUCGAGAACGUGCGUGCCGAGCAGCUGAGCCGCGGGCGCUUGGCGUUUACCAAGACGAUCCUCCGGCGCUUCCUUCGCGAUGCGCUGUGCCGUGAUGCGGCCGGUCUGAUGUGGCUCGUCCGUGAGCCGACCGCGCGACGAUUCGGCCUGCCCACCGAGGUGCCCGCGCCGAUCCAGCAGAAAAUCGACGAGGCGCAGGCGGCCAAGCGCCGCAAGUCGAGCGACGACGCUCCGCAUGCCAAGCGCCGCGAUACCAAAAAGGAAGAGGCGCCGAAGCCGACGCCCAAGUAUCCGUGUGAAGACACGCUUCUGGAUCCCAUCACGCCCGAUGAGCUGCAGGUCCAGGUCACCGGCGAACUGCCGCGGCAGGCGCAUCGUCCGCGCCUCGAUAGCGACGAGCAUCUGAAUGUGCCGCCGGAGCUCUUCGAGUCGUUCUUGGCCGUGUACUACUUUUUCCUCUCGCUGGGCGAGCCACUCGGCAUCUCGCACAUGGCCCUCGAUGACUUGGACGGCGCUCUGCGCCACCCCGUGAGCGAUCCGCCAUGCCCGCUCCUCGCCGAGGUGCAUGCCGUGCUCUUGAACGCGAUCGUCCGCGACGGCGCACACAGUCGCGACUUGGCGCCGGCGGCCGUCGCCCAGCGCCGAGCGCUGCAGGACGUGGAGAUGCCGGAGGAGGAGACGAGCGACGAACAGCAGGAUGCGGCGUCGGAUGUGAGCGAGCUGAGUGACUCGCCUGAGCGCCAUGUGCUGGACGCUGCGCGCGAACUGAGCGACGGAUGGUCGCGGCGACAGCUGAGUGACGAGCACCGCCGGGGCUGGGAGCGCUCGGUCAUGGGAUGCCUCGUGGAUCGUGCGACGCCCGACGCCGUGCCGCGAUACCUCGGCAUCUUGUCGCACCUGACGGGCGUCGAGUACGACGACGAUGCGUCGACGUCGAACGCCCACCACACGGUCAGCGAGCGGUACGUGCACUUGCCGCUGAGCGACAAGAUCCACAUCCUGCUGUUUCUGUGCGAGCUGGCUGUGUUGACCCGCGAUGUCAAGGCAUACUACGACGAGUGUGAGUCGCAUCUGACGGAGCUGCGCAAGGAGCGCGUCGAGCUGGCGCGCCUGCGCAAAAAGACGCGCGAGCAGAUGCAGACGCUGCAUGCGCCGGCGGGCAAGGAGGAGCAGGAGCAGGAGGAGCAGGAGGACGCCGCGCCGGAAGAGCCCGCGUCCGACUCGGACUCGGAGCGCGACGAAUUGGCGUCCGACGACGUGAUGGACGAGGCCGAUGAGGCGGAUCGAUACAAGCGGCUCGCAGGCACGCGGCAAGAGGCCCUGCGCGAAAAGGCACUGCAGCGCGAAGAGGAGGAAAAGCGCCUCGCUGAAGAGCAGGCGCGGUCGAAGGAGCAGGUACGCGAAACGAAGCAGCUGCGCGACGAGCGCCGCCGACUCGCCGAGUCGCUGCAGUGGUGCCUCCGCCGCGAAGAGGCAAUUGAGCGCGAGUUCCGGCAGUAUGCACAGAUCCCGCGGCUCCAGCCACUCGGCUGCGACCGGUUCCUCGACCGCUACUACUGGCUCGACGGCAUCGGGUCCGCCGCGGCCUCGGCCUACCAGACGGGCCGCCUAUUUGUCCAGGCACCGCACCGCCGCGAAUGGGACGCGCUGUGCACGGACUAUGCGGGCGGCUCCGCCGCGCUCGAGCGGCGACGGCGCACCGAGCUGCAGGUCGACGAGCCAUGCGCGUGGGGCGCCUGGGGCGUGUACACGCAGCCGGAGCAGAUGGAGCAGCUGAUUGCCUGGCUACGGCCGCGCGGCGUACGUGAGCAGGCCCUCAAGGCGCAGCUGCUCAAGUACCGCGACGCUAUAGAGAGCGGGAUGCGGCGGCGCAUCGACGACAUUGCUCUCGGUGUGCGUGAGCCGGUCGUCGAGACGCGCCGCUCGACACGCAUGCGGUCCGAGCAGGCGACGCAGCUGCGCAUGCCGUAUAUGCAGUGGCGCAACACCGCACGUACUUAG
Messenger RNA from Malassezia restricta, 2556 nucleotides. Its product is annotated as subunit of ATP-dependent Isw2p-Itc1p chromatin remodeling complex. The record is from RefSeq and is a predicted model, not a curated record. Lineage: Eukaryota; Fungi; Basidiomycota; Malasseziomycetes; Malasseziales; Malasseziaceae. The transcript has a single exon. Bases 1 to 2556 code for a protein of 851 amino acids.